Molecule: messenger RNA, 2708 nt
Organism: Exophiala dermatitidis NIH/UT8656
Lineage: Eukaryota; Fungi; Ascomycota; Eurotiomycetes; Chaetothyriales; Herpotrichiellaceae
Exons: 3
Coding region: 607-1104 (165 amino acids)
Source: RefSeq, a predicted model, not a curated record
CUGCACUGCACGCUGCAAGAUUCAGGUCGCAUGAGAUCUACUACUAGUACAGGGCGUUGACUGGAAUCAGGGAACCAUGUCGGUCUUCUACACUGCGUGACCACGUCUAUAGACUCGUGGAUUUGGUAUGCCUCGACGACCCUCGCUGCUCUAAUCGGUUUGACGAUGAGAUCCCUUGCUGCCGCUUAAGGACUUGGACUUUGGCACGCGCAACACAUCAUUUAUUCACUAUUCCACAUCCCUGCCGCCCACGACCGAGUCGAUAUCUGCACCCUGUUCGAGAUGCUCGCCGCGGUCACCCUUGAAUACCACGAUUGAUCGAACCCGAAAUCCUGUGCGUGCAGAUGGACGGACAGUAGACCGGCUGGGUCUAUAUUCCUAUACUAUAGCCGACUCUUCCGAAGCCAAAGCCGCUUGAAGGGCUGGCCCUUACGAAUCCGGAACCCAAUCCUCCUGCGACACGAUAGAAGAAAGAAGCAGACCGACCAUAUUUCCCGGAAGGUGGUUGUGGCUUAUACCCGGCGUCUCUGGGCUAGGACCAAGACCAAGAUCAACAAUCAGGAUAUAGAGAGAGAGAGAGAGACCGACCUUACCACGCAUGCCGUGAUGGCGUGGUACUCGAUCCUCCCGUCGCAUUUGACAACGUAUGAAACUUGGAUCAUUCGCGGAUUUCUCCUCCUGGCAAUCAUCAACAUCUCCCCAUGGAUCCUGGCCAUUCUCUAUGACCUUGUUUAUUACCUCGGCCGGAUCGUGUGGCAUGAGGUUCCUAUCUGGGGCGGUCGGGCCCGCGGAGAACACAGACCUCGCGCUCCGAGUUUGAGAGACAGAGACGGCCACAACCGAAGAAGGAGUAAAAGGGGUUUGAGUUUCGCGGAUAUAAUUGGAGCCGGAGGAGGACAGGGGAAUACGAGGGGAGAAGGAAGAAGAGGAGGUGGAGAUGGUGGUGGUGAGGAGGAGGCGGUUGUCGUUCAUGGUGAAAGUGUCGACGCAGCGAACGACGAUUUGAGAGAUAUCGAGUUCCGGCACAGGAAACCAGCAACGGCAAGCUCGAGCGGUGGACGUGGGAGCCAAGUGAGAUACGAACGAGACGAAGAUGAAGACUAAAAUACAAGAGACUGCGGACUUUCGAUCGUUGACGACGAUGAUCAUGAUGAUACCAUGAUCCAUAUAAUUUAACACGGUUUCUAUCCUUCCUCGAUCCGGCCCAAAAGCCCGACCCAAUGGCCUUUCACAAGUAGGUACGAAGUACCGUAUACACUGCUUCCAGACACGGCACGAGAUGUCGUUUUAUCUUCCAUUCCCAGCCAUGCGAUGGGCGAGUCCUGUCUGAACUAUUUAUUCCACAACAAACACCUAAUCCACGGUGCGGUGCAUCCUGAAUAUCUUGGGAUUCUAGCACCCUAUCCUCUCUUUUCUACAGCCUGAGAUACUAGCACUGUUCAAGUUGGCGCACGCAGUAAGGUGUAUUGCUCAUUUCUUCUCUUCCAGUUGUUGUUGUUUCGCCUCGAGAAACUCGACAUGUGUUAUAAUCUUGUCAAACUGAUACGGCCAAUUGACGACAUACAAGAACGGCCGCAGGUCAUGUCUGUUAUCAUCGGGAUCUGCAACACAACACACACAUUAGUAACCGUCAGCCACUGCACCAGCACCAGCUUCCUGUCCUCUCUAUGAAAACUGGAAAGGCAAACAAAGUCGAGGUCAACGCAAAGCAAACUUACUAUAAGCAGACAAGUGAAUCGAGGGCGUGAUAAUAGUGGCCUUGUGUCUGUUGAUCGAGUAAAAGCGGAAAAAGUGCAUGACCUUCUCUGCAAUCUUGCGCGGCGUCAUGCCGGGCCGGUCUUGCCAUUGAUACAGCAGACGGACGUACGACGACCAGGGGCCAAGCUUUUCGACUCGGCGCAGGAUUCCAAACACCGAGAGUUCUUCGUACGACAUGCCCAUCUCGGUUGGAGAUUCGUCGUCUUGCACACCGGCGGAGAGCGGAAGGAGUUCGGCGGUAGGGGUUGCUUCGAUGAAUUCCUAGGCACGGUCAAUUAGCAUCUGGCUGUACCGUCUGUGCCGUCGAUCUUGUUCAGCCGCUGGUUUGAGUUCACGUACCGUCAUGAUCGGAAGGUCCCAAGUCUCUCGUGCCCAUCUAGUUGUUCGUUAAGUCAGUUCUUUUUCACACUCGGAAGAAUUGUCCGGUCCGACAAACCUCUGAAACCGCUUAGCAUCGUUCUUGGAAAUACUGCCCAAAGGCGCCAGGUCUCCUGACGAGGCGUCAUAUUUGGUAUAAUAUCCGCGAAGAUUUUCGUCCUGAAACAGGGCACUAUCAGUAUGGACCAAAACCUUAGGAGGACGUAUGCGGUCGACACUUACCACGUUACCACUUGUCAGAACAAGCAGAGCAGAGCCGGCCCUAGGAAGCUUUCUUGCCGUCGUAGCCAACUGCGCAAGCGAAUAUUGGACAACCAUCCGAUUCCGGGCCUGCACGUUCUGCAACGCAAGGUUCUCAGCGGGCGUACCGCCUUCGACCGAAUACCUGGGCGUGAACUGCAAAGCAUUUCUGAUGAUCGACUGAUGAGCUUCGACGGCCUCGUCGAUGGAGAUGUCCAAAUGGUUGUGAGUAGAAGAUUGACGAUCUCCUCUGGUGACUUAGGCACAAGGUCUGGGAGACCAGUGACACGUCGAAGGUCGGCCAGUGUGUUUUCCUCGCCUAGCUCAAUGGA